ACACCGCGAUCACGAAAAGAGAACAGACUUUUGAAGGGGGGUUUCAUCGACGAUAACAACGAUGAUCUUUCCUACUUCAACUUCCGGAUACUUUGGCCAGCCGUUACGUGUGCAGUGUUUUCGAUGACGUGUUUCAUAGUCGCCAUAGCUGGCUCGUUACAUACGGACUAUGUGCCCACAGAGAAGGAAAUAAAACGGUCGUUUUUCGCUAAAUAUGGCAGCUCAUUCUACCAAUGUAAUUCGACGCUGUCGAUGCCAACGAAUGGUCUGCCAUCCGUUUUGAAUCUGUUCGAGACCAAUGUUAUCGGUAACAUUCUCUUCCGAUUAUGCGUGUGCAUACCGAUGGUUGUUCGGUUGUUCAUUACGAAUUGUCACAGAGGUCAACAGAUUCUGCAAAAUCGUGUUUGUUAUGGUUGCUGGCACGAGCAUGGUGGUGACUACUGCGGUUCAAUACUCUUUCAGUAA
Ostertagia ostertagi is the source of this 465-nucleotide messenger RNA. The record is from the annotation of a GenBank genome assembly. NCBI's taxonomy places the organism in Eukaryota, Metazoa, Nematoda, Chromadorea, Rhabditida, Trichostrongylidae.